AUGAAUUCAACAUUAAAAUUAUUUAUAUUUAUUGGUUUAGUGUCUAUUGCAUUAGCUCAAUUGCCUUCUUAAACAUAAUGUCAUGUUAGUUGUGAGUGUGAUAGCUAAGUAACUGAAUGUGCAGAAUGUAAUCUUUGCUCAAGAUGCAGAUAAUAAGAAGGCACUUAAAUGGUCAACAGAGAUUUUUGCUAAUGUUUAACACCUGAUUGGAGAUUAAAAUAAGGAUCUGAAUGGGAAUGUGAAAGAGUAGGAAUUAGCGUCCCAGUAGCAAAUUGUGAAUGGUAACUCUUCAACUAAAUUUUCAAUAUGGUUGUACAUUCUAAAUGUAGCCUUGAGAAAGCUUAAAAUGGUUAAAACUUUAUUUAAGAUAUUAUUACUUAUGAUUGGUUAAGACUUACUGUUUAAUUAGAUAAAGAAUGUAUAUCUUAAUUAGUAACUAGACUUCUUUGGGCUAAGGAUUGUACCAAUUAUGUGCCCUUAGAUUUGUAGUAUGUUAUUUCCUAAACUUAGAAUAGUUUAACCCUUAGAAUUCCCUUAAUCGAUAUCUACAAUCUUACAUAAAACACCUAAUUAACUGGUGAUGGAAGAACCAUUUACUAAAUUGUUUGUUUUGCUAUUGAAUUAGGUCACUUAAGAAGAGUUAUUAGAUAACAUAGGUUUUAAAUGAGAGUCUAUACAAACAGAGACUAAGUUGAAGUAUUCCAUCUUACAGUUGAAAAGUAAAUUACUGAAGGAUGUGAUAAAGGUUAGGAAUGUAUUAUUGUUGCCAACUUAGAUACUGAAGGAAGAACUUGUUCUGAUUAAACAUGUACUUCUUACUUAGCUUAAGGAACUGUUCCAGUCUAUACUGUUGGUAACCAUAUGUAUGUUAGAAUUUUAUUCAAGGACAACUCGUAUACCAAAUAUUUACAUGUUGUAACUGUUAAAUUCAUUGAUGAUGCUGGUAUCUACAAUUAUGUUAGAAAUAUUUAAUGGUGGACUCUUAGAUAAGGAUUAGGAUCAACCGAUGUAGAUAUUUUGCUGUUCUAACCUCAUGUUAAUGCCUUAGUUGAAGUCUCUUUAAAAAUAGCUCUUUCUUAAGAUGCAUUAAGAAAUUUGGCUGAAAAAAAUGAAAUUGAUGAAGUUAAAUAAAACUUCCAUGUAUAAGUUUAAAGCAAACCUAAAAACACCGAAACUGAAAAAGCUAACUUCUCAUCUUAAUUAUUAUGUGGAUUAGCUUUAUCUGCCUUAACUUUAAUAUUAUGA
Molecule: messenger RNA, 1245 nt
Organism: Ichthyophthirius multifiliis
Lineage: Eukaryota; Ciliophora; Oligohymenophorea; Hymenostomatida
Exons: 1
Source: RefSeq, a predicted model, not a curated record